GUGGCGUGUAGUAACUGGAAGAGGAUCAUGAUCGUGCUCAGUGAGAGUCUGCUCCAGGAGGGAGUUCCGUACAGGGACCCUCUGGCGGUUCCUCAGGAGAUGGUCCACAACAGCAGCCUCCACUUCACCUUCAACAAGUUCUGGAAACGCUCACGGGAAGUUCUCACGACACCUGAUGGUGGUUUUAAUAAAGGUGGUUUUGUUUAUUGUCAUGUGAAGCUCCAGAAGUACACUAAGUUCCUGUUCGCCGAGAUCCGUCUCGUCCGCCUCAUCUCAGCGAUCGGAACAAGUUUGAGCAGCCCAAUCGAGGAGUUCUCACCGCCGAUUCGCCUGCUCAUGCUCCGUCGCCAUGGUAACCACCUGAACCCUCCCGCGGCAGUGGGCUUACGCUGCCUGGUGGGAAUCUCAGCCUCCUCUGCAGGGAGUUCGCCCACUGCUAUGCCACCCUGUCAAAUACAGUAUGACUUUGUGGGUCAGCUGGAGACGGUUGAGGAGGAUGCUGAACAGCUGCUGAGGGUUUUGAAGGUGGACAACGUGGUUGACUUCCCCCCCUCUCACAGGAACCACACGGCCAGCAGCUGGCAGGAGGACUGGUUCAACAGGGUGCCCCUAGUGGCCAGGAGGGGUCUCUACAGGCUGUAUGAACCAGACUUCAGACUGUUUGGCUACUCCAGACCAGACUCCCUGCUAGACUGACUGACUACAACUACACUCAGAAAAAAUGGCUUUUCUAAAAGGGCUCUUUUCUUGUCCCCAUAGGAGAACCCUUUUUGGUCCCAGGUAUAACUUUUUGGUGGUGAAACAGGUUCUACUUAGAACCUUUUAGUGAUGAAACUGUUCCACGUAGAACCUUGAAUUAAUUAAACCGUUCUACUUGGAACCAAAAAUAGCUAUUGUCAGUGGGUUCUCCUAUGGGGAAAAUCAAAGAAUCCUUUAUGGUUCCAGGUUGUACAUUAUUUUCUAAGACCAGCCAGCCAGAGUGCUGCAUCUUCUGCUCCUGUUCUGGACUCAGCAGGAGAACAGAGGAAAGUUAGAGUUAGGUUCAACUUCCUUUGGAGAAGACUUGGACUCCUGACUGCUGGAACCCUGGUGGCUUUGAUGUCAUCAUGGAACCCUGGUGUCUGUCAUGUCAUCAUGGAACCCUGGUGUCUGUCAUGUCAUCAUGGAAACCUGGUGUCUGUCAUGUCAUCAUGGAACCCUGGUGUCUGUCAUGUCAUCAUGGAACCUUGGUGUCUGUCAUAUCAUCAUGGAAACCUGGUGUCUGUCAUGUCAUCAUGGAACCCUGGUGUCUGUCAUGUCAUCAUGGAACCUUGGUGUCUGUCAUGUCAUCAUGGAACCCUGGUGUCUGUCAUGUCAUCAUGGAACCCUGGUGUCUGUCAUGUCAUCAUGGAACCCUGGUGUCUGUCAUGUCAUCAUGGAACCCUGGUGUCUGUCAUGUCAUCAUGGAACCCUGGUGUCUGUCAUGUCAUCAUGGAACCCUGGUGUCUGUCAUGUCAUCAUGGAACCCCGGUGUCUGUCAUGUCAUCAUGGAACCCCGGUGUCUGUCAUGUCAUCAUGGAACCCCGGUGUCUGUCAUGUCAUCAUGGAACCCCGGUGUCUGUCAUGUCAUCAUGGAACCCCGGUGUCUGUCAUGUCAUCAUGGAACCCCGGUGUCUGUCAUGUCAUCAUGGAACCCCGGUGUCUGUCAUGUCAUCAUGGAACCCCGGUUUCUGUCAUGUCAUCAUGAAACUCCGGUGUCUGUCAUGUCAUCAUGGAACCCCGGUGUCUGUCAUGUCAUCAUGGAACCCCGGUGUCUGUCAUGUCAUCAUGGAACCCCGGUGUCUGUCAUGUCAUCAUGGAACCCCGGUGUCUGUCAUGUCAUCAUGGA
This is a messenger RNA of Oncorhynchus nerka (sockeye salmon), 1867 nucleotides long. Its product is annotated as carbohydrate sulfotransferase 12-like. Lineage: Eukaryota; Metazoa; Chordata; Actinopteri; Salmoniformes; Salmonidae. The transcript has 4 exons. The record is from RefSeq and is a predicted model, not a curated record. The annotation marks the transcript as partial. Gene Ontology annotation, molecular function: sulfotransferase activity. Gene Ontology annotation, cellular component: membrane. Gene Ontology annotation, biological process: carbohydrate biosynthetic process; proteoglycan biosynthetic process.